Messenger RNA from Symbiodinium sp. CCMP2592, 1224 nucleotides. The record is from the annotation of a GenBank genome assembly. Lineage: Eukaryota; Dinophyceae; Suessiales; Symbiodiniaceae.
AUGAUUCCCCAAGGGCUUUCAAACUGCCUGUGGGCAUCAGCCAAGCUUCAGUCUUUGGCACCAGAAGUGCUGAAGGUACUUCCUGCCAUGGCACGACAUCUUCCGGGAAAACUCGCAGGUAUGAAGCCCCAAGAGCUAGCGAUUUGCCUGUGGGCAGCUGCUACGGUGCGGGAUAACUCGCCGGAGCUUUCGCAAGCCGUGCCGGCCUUGGCCGCGGCCGUCAAAGACCAAGCUGUCUCCUUCGAUGCCCAAGCUUUGUCCAACUCUUUCUGGGCCUCAGCAAAGUUGAAGGACCUAGUGCCGGAGGUCCUUGUUGCCGUGCCACCACUGGCUAAGCAUAUCGCCCGACAAGUUGCGAAGAUGACACCGCAACAACUAUCGAACUGCCUUUGGGCUGCUGCGGUUCUGAAGGAUGCCGCGCCUCAUGGUCUGUCCACCGUGCGACCUUUGGCCAAGCACAUUGAGCUCCAGGUCGGCAAGAUGUUGCCGCAGCACCUCUGCAACUGUCUUUGGGCCAUAGCAAAACUGGAACGAGCACCCCCGGAGAUUUUAACGGCGGUUCCCGGCAUCGUGCGACUCUUGCCAGGCAAGCUUGCGCUUUUGGACCAUCAGUUGCUUUCCAGCGUCUGCUGGGCAGUUGCGGUCUUGCAAGAACCUGCUCCUGAUGUACUCGACAUCGCACCAGCCCUUGUGGACAGAAUCCUCAACUCCGAGCUACGAGACUUUGAUGUGCAGGCCGUGUCCAACUGCCUGUGGGCUGCCGCAUGCCUCCAGGACUCGGUCCCAUGCAUGCUGACCGUGGUGCCUGUCCUUGCAAGUUCUGCAGCGGACCGGGUGGAUCGCAUGCUGCCACAGGAUUUGUCAAACUGCCUUUGGGCCGCAGCGACCUUGAGAGAUUCGUCGCCGGAAGUUCUCGAAGCAGUGCCGGCUUUGGCCACACACAUACCAUGCCAGGUGGACAAGAUGGUUCCGCAGCAUUUAUCCAACUGCCUGUGGGCAGCAGCAACUCUGAAAGACAGAUCUCCGGAAGUGCUGCGAGCAGUUCCUGCCCUGGCUAAGCGGAUUCCUUACAAGGUGCAGGACUUCAAUUCGCAGGCCUUGUCCAACUGCCUUUGGGCAUCGUCGCAGCUGCAAGAAUCGGUUCCGCAAGUUCUGGAGGCGCUUCCAGCCCUCACCGACACCCUCGCACAGAACGUGGAGUUUGUCAUCUCACGGCGCUGGUGA